AUGUACCUUUUCUGGGCGGCCGUGGCCUUCGUGGCCGCUACGACCUCGUCGUCUAGCGGUACGACCCUCGUCCGGGCGAGCGUUUCCUCGGAAGUCCAGCCGCGAACUUGUACUACGGGCCCGUCGGCCUCGGAGCAGCGCCCGGACGGCUUCCCUAUUAACGACUUCACGUACAUCAAGCCGGCUGAGGACUGGGUGUCGUACGCGGUGAAGCCGGACUGGUAUGCCGACCAAUUUGUCUCUGGCCCGCACUACAUGUCCUACAACCACGAGAGCGACCCGUUUGGAGCUUUCAAGUGCCAGUUCACCUGUAACAGCGCCGCGGACUGCAACUCGUUCUUCGUGUGGUAUGCUGAAAUUGGCACUACCGAAGAGCAUCUCAACUGCGUCUUGUUCGACGCCGUCAUCGACGCCUCGGCCUUUGUUCUUUCUAACGGCACCAUCGGCGGCGGGGGCUACGACCGCCUCUGCAAGAAGAAGCCUGCCCCGAGCUAA
Molecule: messenger RNA, 495 nt
Organism: Lasiosphaeria miniovina
Lineage: Eukaryota; Fungi; Ascomycota; Sordariomycetes; Sordariales; Lasiosphaeriaceae
Exons: 4
Coding region: 1-495 (164 amino acids)
Source: RefSeq, a predicted model, not a curated record